This is a messenger RNA of Myotis davidii, 525 nucleotides long. Its product is annotated as protein boule-like. Lineage: Eukaryota; Metazoa; Chordata; Mammalia; Chiroptera; Vespertilionidae. The coding region runs from base 1 to 525 and encodes 174 amino acids. Gene Ontology annotation, molecular function: protein binding. The transcript is spliced from 2 exons. The record is from RefSeq and is a predicted model, not a curated record.
AUGACAGAGCUGGAGUGGAUCCCUCGUUCCAGUAUAAUGCCAGCAGCUGGAACAAUGUACCUAACAACUUCAACUGGAUAUCCUUACACUUACCAUAAUGGUGUUGCUUAUUUUCAUACUCCAGAAGUAACUUCUGUCCCACCACCUUGGCCCUCACGUUCUAUAUCUAGUUCCCCUGUGAUGGUAACUCAGCCUGUUUAUCAGCAGUCUGCAUAUCACUACCAGGCCCCUGCACAGUGUCUACCAGGUCAGUGGCAGUGGAGUGUUCCUCAGUCUCCUGCCUCUUCUGCUCCGUUCCUAUACCUACAACCAUCGGAGGUUUUUUAUCAACCAGUGGAAAUUGCACAAGAUGGAGGAUGCGUUCCUCCUCCGCUGUCUCUGAUGGAAGCUUCCAUUCCAGAACCCUAUUCUGAUCAUGGAGUUCAAGGAACAUAUCACCAGGUUUAUGCUUCAAGUGCCAUUGCUAUGCCUGCACCUGUGAUGCAGCCUGAACCAAUUAAAACAGUGUGGAGCAUUCAUUAUUAA